AUGCCGAUUUACUGAAAAUAACCAAAAGUGAGUAUACAGGAUGGCAAACCUUGCCAUUGAAAAGUUGUUAUUGAUUAUUAAUCUGAAUUUGGACAAGCAGUCACAUUUGGCACCUAAAGUAACGUUCUAAUUUUCCAAAGUAUAUUUGCUAAACACAGCAGAAUGGGGUUUAAGGAGUUAGCAAAUUACGUAGUAUUCACCAAUCCUGUAUCAAAAUCUCUAACUUCUUUUGUAGCGGGAAACACCAAGAGUCUUCCAGCCCCUCCAACUGUUACAGUUAUCACUGAAAAAACUCCCUUAUGGAAACUGGCUAAUGAAGGGGGCCCGUUUGUGCGGCUGGCCGGUAUAAUGGGAAUGACCGCAACUAUUUUAGGGGCUUAUGGAGCACAUAGGACCUAUCCAAAAGACACGGCUGAUGAAUUGAAAAUUAUGUUUGACACCGCUAAUCGGUACCAUUUUUUCCAUUCGCUAGCAUUAUUGAGUGUUCCGUUAUGCAAAAAUCCAAAAAUUGCUGGAAUCUUAUUCAUAUCGGGGACAAUUUUGUUUUCUGGAACUUUAUACCAUCGAGCGUUUACCGGCGACGAUACGUUUGGAAAGUUGACGCCUAUUGGAGGAAGCAUUUUAAUUCUAGCAUGGCUUUCGAUGGUGUUAAUGUCUACAAAUUUUAUAUGUAACUCUGCCACUAUAUAACCGAAAUUAGUGCAUGUUAUCAUAUACCUACUCAUGUUCACAACAAUAAUACAUAAUAAAAUUCGAUUCAGUUAA
Messenger RNA from Dendroctonus ponderosae (mountain pine beetle), 765 nucleotides. RefSeq names its product transmembrane protein 256 homolog. NCBI's taxonomy places the organism in Eukaryota, Metazoa, Arthropoda, Insecta, Coleoptera, Curculionidae. Bases 163 to 690 code for a protein of 175 amino acids. The transcript is spliced from 4 exons. The record is from RefSeq and is a predicted model, not a curated record.